Hippocampus comes (tiger tail seahorse) is the source of this 2995-nucleotide messenger RNA. It is a transcript of the gene entpd5a, whose product is annotated as ectonucleoside triphosphate diphosphohydrolase 5a. Lineage: Eukaryota; Metazoa; Chordata; Actinopteri; Syngnathiformes; Syngnathidae. The transcript is spliced from 13 exons. The coding region runs from base 243 to 1751 and encodes 502 amino acids. The record is from RefSeq and is a predicted model, not a curated record. Gene Ontology annotation, molecular function: hydrolase activity.
AAAGCCAGAGAGGCAGGUAGUCUCCAGCUCUGCUUCCAACAAGAAAGGGGACUGGAUGGAGUGGGGAUGGACCGCCACAGGAUUGGAGGAUUGUUGCUCUCGGUGUGGCCCAUCGCCAAGCCCAUAUGUCUUUAUAUAGUGUAAACACACGAGGGGACGGUCCUGUGUGCUCAUCCACUCUGCUGAGCACUCAACUUCGUCCAGCAUCUUCCACUUGACCUCACCUCUGCUCUCCUCACGCCAUGGCCGCGUCGAGCCAUCUCCUCUCGCUCUUGCUGGUCCUCCUCGUGGGGAGCCUCGUGACCGAGGCGACUUACUACCGGCCCCACCGCUACUUCCCGCACUUUAUCCGCUUCCGCCAGCCUCCCGCCCACAUGGAAAACCACCUCCCGGAGGUCGCGAACCCGGCGCCCGGUCCCCGGCACCCCGGCGUGCCGAGGUAUCCCGUCAUCCCCCACAUCAUCGACGCGACACCCGAAGACAUCCAGACCAUACCGGAGGCUAUCCACCCGGAGCCCGAAGUCGUCCACCCGGCGCCCGAAGUCGUCCGAUCGGCGCCCGAGUCUCACUACCGAUCGGCGCCUCGAGUCAACUUGACCCGGGUCUUCUACGGUGUCAUGUUCGACGCGGGCAGCACCGGCACCAGGAUCCACAUCUAUAAAUUCAUUCAGAAAGACCCAGUUGAGCUGCCAGUUCUGGACAACGAAAUGUACCAUGCAGUGAAACCUGGACUUUCUGCUUAUAAAGACAACCCUGAGGAAGGCGGCAACACAGUGCGUCAGUUGCUGAAGAUAGCCAAGAAAACCGUGCCAGAGGAGGAGUGGAGGAGGACCCCGGUGGUCCUGAAGGCCACGGCGGGCCUGCGCCUGCUGCCCGAGGACAAAGCCUGCGCUCUUUUGAACGAGGUGCGACAUGUUUUUCACGAGUCUCCCUUCUAUGUGCCAAGCAACAGUGUCACCAUUAUGAAUGGAACAAAUGAAGGAGUCCUGGCCUGGGUCACGGUGAACUUCCUUACAGGCCACUUGUAUUCCAACACAAAGAGGACAGUGGGCAUCCUGGACUUGGGAGGAGGCUCUACACAAAUCACCUUUCUUCCCAAGUCAAAGAAAACUGUUGAAUCUGCUCCCCAUAGUUACAUUGCCAAAUUCAACUUGUUCAAUAGUACAUAUCAGCUCUACACACACAGCUACCUUGGAAAUGGACUGUAUGCGGCUCGGUUGGCAACUCUCGGAGCACUGGGAGCUGAUGGUCUCGAAUGGAAAGUCUUCACCAGUUCCUGCCUCCCAAAGAAGUUCCGAGAAGAAGUGACUUUUGGUGGAACCACUUACAAAGUCAGCGGAGUUCCAGAUGGCUACGCGGGCUACAAGCUGUGCUACUACGAGGUGAUGAAGGUCAUCAAGGGAAUCGUGCAUCAGCCUUAUGAGGUGAAAGGCAGCAGUGUGUUCUACGCUUUCUCCUACUACUUUGACAGAGCUGUGGAGUCGGGCCUCAUUGAUGACAGCCGAGGCGGCGCAAUCGAAGUCAGGGAUUUCAAGAAGCGAGCCAAAGAGGUGUGCAACAAAAUGACCCAAUACCGUGCCAUCAGCCCCUUCCUGUGCAUGGACAUGACGUACAUCACCUGCUUGCUCAAGGAGGGCUUCGGCUUCAAGGACAACACCGUGCUGCAGCUGGCCAAGAAGGUGAACAACGUGGAGACCAGUUGGGCCUUGGGCGCCACCUUCGACUACUUCAGGAACCUCAACAUCCACUAAGGGCAGCUCAAGGGCAACGCAGUCAGCACUGAGAGGGACAUUUUUGUCACUGCGGGGCUUCCCUCCCUCACAGACACACCCAGUUUCAUCCUGCCCACCCUCCUCAUCAGCCGGCAAACACUACCAGAGCGGUUUAAGACAAAAAACAACAACAAAAAAAAAAAUCACUAUAUUUUUAUAAGGCCAGCUAUUUCUACUGUACGUUGAGCCCAUGACUGCUGGGCUGACUUUAUUUUUGUCAAGCAUCUUUUUGGGUUACUAACGGGUGUUUGGAAACGUGUCCUCACCUUGCUGUCCAGUGUGCGGGGCCUAGUUUGUAGUCACGGUGGUUUGACCGCCGCCCGGUUGUGGGCCGUGCCGUACAAAACGGCGUCAUGGAAGUCUCGCUAAAGUCACUUAUGUCUUAACGCUUUCUCUAUUGUAGGCGCAAACAAUUUCAUGGAGAAAUUUCUUUGAACGAGGUCGAUGGGGCGGUUAACGAGCACCCGGCUUCUGCCAUUCAGUUUUGCACGCAACACUUUAAUUGUAGACAACGUAGCCAAUCAUCAUGACUCGGGAGGUCAAAGUUCACUCUCCCACAGAACGAGCGUGUGUGUGUGUGUGUGUGUGUGUGUGUGUGUGUGUGUGUGUGUGUGUGUGGCCAGCUGCCACACGCGCGAAAUGAAUGCUUGUCCUUUAACGUUCCCUGGACUGAACAGUCAGCGUCGAUGGUGGCGAAAUUGCAAAGCAGCCGUAGAACAACCUCUCAUCAGGUGUAGUUAACAACAUUAAGCUGAACUAAACGCAAAUGAUCAACCGCAGGAUAAAGAUGUGGCUUUUAAAAGCUGCGGGGAUGUCGCUGAUUCUUCAAAAGCAUUCAUCGAUAUUUCCUGAUGCUUUUCUUGUGAACUGUACAAAUAUUUAAAUACCAGAAAAUCUCUCUAAUGUAUUUAACAAUGUUUAUUUUGGGCUUUUACCCCGGAAUGCGCUUUCAACACUUUUACCCGACUGUCUUCUCACAGUAUACAAAACGCUCUGUUGUAUAUAUGCCAGUUACACUUCCCAAGAAGCGCUUUCAAAUGCAAGAUACCCCCAAAACAUUUUAUGGCACAGUUGCUCAAGAUGCUCAUUAGUUGAUUCACCUCAUGCUUUUCGUAUGUAAAUUGUUUAAUUUUUUAUUUCGUGAAAUGCUCGUUGUACUAAAACCUCCAAGUGUGUGAAUAUGUUCCCUCCUUGUAGUAAAUAAAUAAAAAACAUUUCAUUGA